Messenger RNA from Aspergillus piperis CBS 112811, 534 nucleotides. Its product is annotated as cell wall mannoprotein 1 family protein. Lineage: Eukaryota; Fungi; Ascomycota; Eurotiomycetes; Eurotiales; Aspergillaceae. The record is from RefSeq and is a predicted model, not a curated record. The coding region runs from base 1 to 534 and encodes 177 amino acids. Gene Ontology annotation, cellular component: extracellular region. The transcript has a single exon.
AUGGUACUUAUCGCCAAACUUCUCACUCUGGCUUUAACUGCUGCCGCUACCCCUAUCCUUCGCCGCGACGCAAGCAAAGUCGAAGCCGAUAUAAACCAGAUAAUUGCCCCGGGGUUUGAAACUCUUUACAAUGACGUUGAUGCUUUCCCCUCUAGUGGUUCAGCCGGGGCUGUGGCUAUCGACAACGAUUUCCAGAAUCUUGUUUCUUCGGUGAAUCAUGCAACUACCGAUAUCAACAGCGCCGGCUCCCGGGAUGAACAAGCUGGACUCGCUAUUCUUCAGGACGUCAGAAAAGUGGUAAUCGCAAGCCUUUGGGGCGUAUUAAGUACGCUUGAAGAUCAAGCAACUGCUUGGUCAAGUGUUCCAGGUGGAGCAGAUCUAGUACUCAACGAUCUCCACACUCUCCACACGGCCUUCGACAAUUUCGCUGAUGCAUUGAUAACGAACGUACCCGUUUCUGUCAACAACCAAGCUACCUCAGCCAAGUCUGAUAUCGAUAGUAUUUUUAACUCUGCCGAAGCCGCCUUCUCCUAG